Messenger RNA from Homo sapiens (human), 2818 nucleotides. It is a transcript of the gene CTSH, whose product is annotated as cathepsin H. Gene Ontology annotation, cellular component: axoneme; extracellular region; lysosome. The transcript is spliced from 13 exons. Gene Ontology annotation, molecular function: serine-type endopeptidase activity; kininogen binding; cysteine-type endopeptidase activator activity involved in apoptotic process. Bases 1141 to 1746 code for a protein of 201 amino acids. Lineage: Eukaryota; Metazoa; Chordata; Mammalia; Primates; Hominidae. Gene Ontology annotation, biological process: zymogen activation; protein destabilization; dichotomous subdivision of terminal units involved in lung branching. The record is from RefSeq and is marked reviewed.
AGUUGACGCUCUGGGCCGCCACCUCCGCGGACCCUGAGCGCAAGAGCCAAGCCGCCAGCGCUGCGAUGUGGGCCACGCUGCCGCUGCUCUGCGCCGGGGCCUGGCUCCUGGGAGUCCCCGUCUGCGGUGCCGCCGAACUGUGCGUGAACUCCUUAGAGAAGUUUCACUUCAAGUCAUGGAUGUCUAAGAAAACCAAAGCACACUGUGUACUGGUUGCAGAAUCAGUUGGGGAACACCAGUGCAUGUGCUUUUGAAAAAUGGUGAUCUUUGCUGUAAACUUGACCCAGCACCAGCAGUGGCGUCCAGGAGUGCCCCACAUGUGGCAGCACCGUAAGACCUACAGUACGGAGGAGUACCACCACAGGCUGCAGACGUUUGCCAGCAACUGGAGGAAGAUAAACGCCCACAACAAUGGGAACCACACAUUUAAAAUGGCACUGAACCAAUUUUCAGACAUGAGCUUUGCUGAAAUAAAACACAAGUAUCUCUGGUCAGAGCCUCAGAAUUGCUCAGCCACCAAAAGUAACUACCUUCGAGGUACUGGUCCCUACCCACCUUCCGUGGACUGGCGGAAAAAAGGAAAUUUUGUCUCACCUGUGAAAAAUCAGGGUGCCUGCGGCAGUUGCUGGACUUUCUCCACCACUGGGGCCCUGGAGUCUGCGAUCGCCAUCGCAACCGGAAAGAUGCUGUCCUUGCAGCCUCAGUUGUCUUCAUGAGGGAAGAGCCGGGACCUAUGCAUCCAUCCCCUCGCCCACAAGAGACGGAUGAUGCCCCUGAAGGAACUAUCCUAGCCCCUGCCUCUGUGGAGAAAGGAGGGACAGUGCACAGCCGGCCUGGUGAUGCCAUGAGGACCCUGGGUUGUGGACAGGUGGGGGUAGGGUCUCUGGCUGGGCCUGUUUCCCCCAUCCUAUACACCGCUGUGGGACCCCACACUCUGCAUCGUAUGGGCACACCUACGGGGCAGGGGUUUGGACCCAACAGCCCUUGCCCCCUCUCACCUUCCCUGGCUGCCCCUGCUUACUGAGCCCCUCCCGACAUGUGCCAGCUGCUGGGCUGGCACUGCAGGACAUACAGCAACUGUCCCUGCCCUUGGGGAGUUUAUAAUUUGGUCACCUUGACACAGCACUGACGGGGCCUCAGAUGUGGCUCAGCCAGGGAGGCUUAGCGCCUCACGCCAAAGCCUUGACGGCUUCUCAGCUGGCAGGUCACUGGGUUGUGUCCUUCUUCCAGGCGGAACAGCAGCUGGUGGACUGCGCCCAGGACUUCAAUAAUCACGGCUGCCAAGGGGGUCUCCCCAGCCAGGCUUUCGAGUAUAUCCUGUACAACAAGGGGAUCAUGGGUGAAGACACCUACCCCUACCAGGGCAAGGAUGGUUAUUGCAAGUUCCAACCUGGAAAGGCCAUCGGCUUUGUCAAGGAUGUAGCCAACAUCACAAUCUAUGACGAGGAAGCGAUGGUGGAGGCUGUGGCCCUCUACAACCCUGUGAGCUUUGCCUUUGAGGUGACUCAGGACUUCAUGAUGUAUAGAACCGGCAUCUACUCCAGUACUUCCUGCCAUAAAACUCCAGAUAAAGUAAACCAUGCAGUACUGGCUGUUGGGUAUGGAGAAAAAAAUGGGAUCCCUUACUGGAUCGUGAAAAACUCUUGGGGUCCCCAGUGGGGAAUGAACGGGUACUUCCUCAUCGAGCGCGGAAAGAACAUGUGUGGCCUGGCUGCCUGCGCCUCCUACCCCAUCCCUCUGGUGUGAGCCGUGGCAGCCGCAGCGCAGACUGGCGGAGAAGGAGAGGAACGGGCAGCCUGGGCCUGGGUGGAAAUCCUGCCCUGGAGGAAGUUGUGGGGAGAUCCACUGGGACCCCCAACAUUCUGCCCUCACCUCUGUGCCCAGCCUGGAAACCUACAGACAAGGAGGAGUUCCACCAUGAGCUCACCCGUGUCUAUGACGCAAAGAUCACCAGCCAUGUGCCUUAGUGUCCUUCUUAACAGACUCAAACCACAUGGACCACGAAUAUUCUUUCUGUCCAGAAGGGCUACUUUCCACAUAUAGAGCUCCAGGGACUGUCUUUUCUGUAUUCGCUGUUCAAUAAACAUUGAGUGAGCACCUCCCCAGAUGGAGCAUGCUGGUCCUGGGCCAUGACUCAAACCAGGUCUGUCCUCGCCACUCAGUCUCCCAGGAGGGAGGCAUCAGGGGGUGUCCAGGCUCUGGCUGGGAGGAUGGUGGGGGUGCUGGCGGUAUUAUCCACCAGAUGGGGUAUCCAGGAUGAAGAGCAGGCUUAAUUUGAGAUCUUGACUAUUUGUCCCAAACCUGAGUGGAGAGGUGGGGAGGAAGGAGAAAAACGGGCCAAGCUGCGGCAGAGGCAGGAUUCAAACCCACAAUGUCAGCCCAGAAGCCUGUACUUCUCUGUGUGGCCUCCCCAGUCUCAGCUGCCUACUCCUACUCAGACUCUGCCCCCCACCUCCACAUGAGACUGCCCACCCCUUCCUCACCAACCCCUUAUUUAUUUCAAACGUGCCCAGAUGCUCCUGUCGUUUCCACACCAUCCCUUCCCUUAUCUUGCCUUUUGAGAAAUCUUGAUCUCUGUUUAGAGGGCGGCCAUGAAGUUGCUGCUGCUUCCUGAAGCCUCCGGGCUCUGGGAUGUCUGUAGAACAAGCUGGAGUCCACCAGCUCUUUGUCCUAUGGCUCACAGACUUUCUUAAUGAUAAAAGCUGUCAUCUUAUUUGGGCUUCCUGAAAAGCUAAAGGCUUGAGAAUAUUUGAAAAAUAUAUAUGUUCAUGAUAAGGCUUAUUUAGAUAAUGCAAAUAUAGUUUAAUUUAUUAGAAAA